Messenger RNA from Umbelopsis ramanniana AG, 863 nucleotides. RefSeq lists its product as uncharacterized. The transcript is spliced from 7 exons. Gene Ontology annotation, molecular function: hydrolase activity, acting on ester bonds. NCBI's taxonomy places the organism in Eukaryota, Fungi, Mucoromycota, Umbelopsidomycetes, Umbelopsidales, Umbelopsidaceae. The coding region runs from base 9 to 749 and encodes 246 amino acids. The record is from RefSeq and is a predicted model, not a curated record.
UGACUGUCAUGCACACUUGCAUGAAGACAACUUUCCUCCUGGGUUUAUUAGACGCACCCAAAGUGCUGAAGCUGGCUGCUCAGUCGAACGGUCUGAUCCUAGCUGGAGUUGGCUUACACCCGGUGCAAACAUACAAUGAAAACGACGAACAGAUCGAACGCUCUGUUACUUUGGACGAUUUCGAAAAGUUUCUACCAUACGUCCGCAAAUGUAUCGACGACAAGCAAAUUUGUUGUGUAGGCGAAGUCGGUUUAGAUUUUUCUCCUCAUAUAGUGAGAAACAAAGACAUGCCAGAAGAGCACUAUCGUGAUAUCCAAACACAAGUUUUUCGCAAACAGAUAGAACUAGCCAUCAAAGCGGAUCUGCCGCUCAAUGUGCAUUCACGGUCUGCUGGACACUAUGCUAUUGAAGAGUUACAGAAAGCAGGUGCCAAAAGGGCAGUGUUGCAUGCGUUUGAUGGCAAAGCUUCACAUGCUCUGAAAGGUGUAGAGGCAGGGUACUAUUUCUCAGUGCCACCGUCUAUUAUACGAUCACCUCAGAAACAAAAAUUAGUAUCGUCUUUACCUUUAUCACAUCUUUUGCUAGAGACAGAUUCCCCUGCCCUGGGUCCGACCAAAGGCGACGACAACCAGCCAGCAAAUGCAAUUAUAUCGGCGCAAGAAAUUGCUCGCAUAAAGGACAUAGAUGUUUCGGAAGUGAUUAGAAUUACCGGAGAAAAUGCCCGUCAUCUUUUCUCCCAUAUUCCAUAGCUUAGUUAGACUGUGUGAAGACUGAAUAAAAAUAUUCCUGCUUCAUCAAGCGAAGGAGAAUUGCAUGAAAUUGUAAUUCCGACGCUGAUUCAAGGUUUCCAACACUGGAGAAAA